This is a messenger RNA of Pocillopora meandrina, 1794 nucleotides long. Lineage: Eukaryota; Metazoa; Cnidaria; Anthozoa; Scleractinia; Pocilloporidae. The record is from the annotation of a GenBank genome assembly.
AUGGAGUUUAGUGUUGGCGAUUCUGUCGAAGCUGUCGAUCAGUUAGGAAUUUGGACAAAAGCGAAAGUUGUCAGCAAAUCGGACAACGCAAUUGUUGUAAAUUUUUCUCCGUGGAGAGCCGAGUGGGAUCGGGAGAUCAUUGCCCCGUCCGAGAUCAGGAGAGUAACGCCAGAAGAAACGUUUUGCAAACAACAAGGUAAGAAGUUGUAAAGAUUACUUUUUUAGAAACGAUCAGCCGAUCAUCGAUCUGUACACAUGGCACGGUUUUCAUCUUUAGUUUGUUUUAGUUUUAUCGUGCGUGAAAUAAUCUUGAUUGUUUAUUUACUUGCUUUCAGUUUCCAAACCUAAAGAAGCUAUUCCAAGGUGAUGUUGUUUACGUUAACGGUAAAGAAUUGAAGGUUUUGCGGUCAGAUCCUAUCAGGAAAGUGGUGAGUAACAAAGGCUAUCUUAAUUCUCCUUUUGAGAAAACAAUAUUUAACCUUUCACUCGUAAGAUCUAAAGUACAAUUCUCCUAACCUAUGACCAUACAAACCUUUGUUGGCUGUUCCUGAGAAUUUGGUGUUACAUAAAAGUACUAUCCCUAGUUGAUAAUUUUCUAAAUUCUCAUCACAUGUCUCCUUGACAGAGUAUUGAAACUGUUAGGGGAAUUUAUUUGCUUGUCACUCCUCCAAAACUGGUCACUUUGCAUAUUGUCAGAUAACAUCAUAAUUGGGUUACAUUGUUGUAAGUGCAGGCAAGGUAAAUUUUUUUAAUUGGAAUUACAGUCGACCCCUGAUAACUCUAACCUUAAAGGAAAAUAGAAAAAAGGUUUGAGUUAUUAGAAGUUUGGGUUAUGGAGGGUAAAAUUACACAGAAAAUGGCCUGAAGGGAAAUGAAAUUACUUCGAGUUAGUGGGAGGUUUGAGUUAGCAAGGGUUCAUGUAAGGAUAGUAAACUGUAUUAAGAAGUGAAAGUCGAGAAGCCAUAAAGAGUUCUUAGAAUAACCACAAAAAGAAUGUUAUUACUGUUUUGUGCAGACAAUUUUGUGAACUUAAUUUUUUUUAAUAGAGCCACCCUAAAUGUUCUGGUAUAGGUAUAUGGUAACCUCAACAUGAUUGCUGUCUAGUCAGUAAGUUACACAAUUUCUGAGAAUAAGAAAGAUUAUGCACAUUAACUGUUACCACUAUAGUUAAACAUAACCAUUUUAUCAUUUUAGGUGACUGUAGACCUUGAAGGGGAGACGUGUUUCAACAUCUGGGAGGUAGACGGGAACAAACCUUUGGAGGAGGCCCAACAGUUGCAGGAGAAUAAGAGGAAGAGACAGAAGACCCAGAACCAUGACACCACUACAGGAGAACGUCAUUCAAGUGACAAGUCCUUGCCACAAGAACAUGUGCAGCCUAGCAACCAUGCAGUUCCUGCAACUGAAGAUCUUCAUUUCUACUUUUAUGUAGAUAAAAGUGGAAUUGUUUUAACUGUUGGAUCCCUGUAUUCAUUUAACUUUUGUAAAGAUUCAGUUUUUAUCUGUAACGGAAUCUCCAAAAAUAAGGAAACAUUUAAGUUUAAGUUUUUUCUUUGUUUCCUGGGGGAAGGCAAAGUUGAAGGUAUUGAUAGAAGUGUUUGCUGCACAUUGAACGACAUGAAACAUGUUUUGUCCCGUUCUGAUGUGGUUGUUGGAUCAAAGGCAAAGGGCCUAGUGGAUAAAAUUAUUUGCGAGGGUUGGGAUAGGGUUUUGUUUUGCCAGGUAAACAAUUCUGAAAAUGUUUCUUACUUGUUACACUUAAGAAAGAGUUGUUUGGCUAGUCAAAUACGCUAG